This is a messenger RNA of Strigops habroptila (Kakapo), 713 nucleotides long. RefSeq names its product NADH:ubiquinone oxidoreductase subunit A6 (gene NDUFA6). Lineage: Eukaryota; Metazoa; Chordata; Aves; Psittaciformes; Psittacidae. The record is from RefSeq and is a predicted model, not a curated record. Gene Ontology annotation, biological process: response to oxidative stress.
AUGCACAAACAUCAGCUGGUGUGGCGUUCUGGAGGGCAAAAAGGGAACAAAGGGGUCACCCUUGCACAACACGGAUCCAGCACUGAUAACGGGAAGGGGGAAAACAAGCUCUCCAAGCCAAAAACGGCCGUAGAAGCCACCCCGCUGCUGCUGGGCUGGGAGCAGGGAGGACGGGUAGGAGGAGGGGGCUGCCGGGAGAACGGGUCCCGUGCUGAGGAGCGCCCUGCUGCCUCCUAUCACCCCGCAGGAGCGGCGGCUUCCCUGGUGAAGCCCAUCUUCAGCCGGGACCUGGGCGAGGCGAAGCGGAGAGUGAGGGAGCUGUACCGGGCCUGGUACCGCGAGGUGCCCAACACCGUACACCUCUACCAACUGGACAUCACAGUGAAACAGGGGCGUAACAAGGUGCGGGAGAUGUUCAUGAAGAAUGCCCAUGUUACAGACCCACGGGUGAUAGACAUGCUGGUUAUUAAGGGAAAAAUGGAACUUCAAGAAACCAUCCAUGUAUGGAAGCAGAGGACUCAUGUCAUGAGGUAUUUCCACGAGACGGAAACCCCACAACCUAAAGACUUUCUUUCCAAAUUCUAUGCAGGCCACAAUCCCUGAGAGAUCGACUGUAUCCUCCUGCCUUGUAUUAUAAAUAAAGUUCUAUACAAUAGAAAAAAAUCCAUACAGAAAGAUUGCAGAGCAUAUUAGGAGCCUAAUGACUAAGUGAA